GAGAUAAGAACAUAUUGAAUGUAUGAUGCACAACUUUUACUUUUUUUAAGCAAUUUUAGGUUAAAGUGAACAUCAAUAGUAGCCAGGCUGUCACCAAAGGCAAAAUAUAAAAAUGAUGAAAUCAUGAUCAGCUGAUAUACAGUCAUGUACUGUAAUCUGUGUCUGACUGAUCCCAAACGAUAAACCAGGCUAGCGUAAAAGCAUUCGCACCGUUCCCACAUAUAGUGUUACUGUAUAUAGUUGGACUUUCUCGACUCUGUAUUGUCAAUACUUUAGCUGCUGUAUGCGUGUACGUUCUCUAUAAUAAGAAUCAUUUCUAGACUUGGAAAUAAUAUUGCAGUUUGAGGACACGAGGAGUUGUUGUCCCAUGACAAAAGACACAGGUCUUGCUCCUCAAUUGUGUUUGCUGCCCUCGGAGAAGGUUGUCUUUUUCCAAAAAAUAUCACCCAUACUCGCUUGUUUAGACGUUGAGUCCGUGGAUGAACAUGUUACUUAAUACGUAAAACACUUUUUGUCCAAUCGUUUUUUACUUUACAUCAUUUUAUUGAAGAAACGAGUGAGGAAUCUCCUUGAGUAACGCUGCUCACGCCGGUGUGGAGGUGAAGUUUAGCAGCUCUGCAGAGCAAAUGCAGGAGGCACAUGACUUUUAAACACCUUCAAUGUGGAAAUAAACACGUGUGCUAUGCACUGAAAUAAUUUUCAGUGAUGCAAGUGUUUUCAUUGUGAAUUUUUGCCGUUUGAAGUGUGCGGAGAAAACACAAGUAGAGGAGAGGGUGUCGGCGCGCUGUGGCGCAAACUGCUUGAUUGACUCUCCACGGUUCUCACGAUGCAUUUAAAUGCAGCAAUGUACGCGGCCAACGCAUCAGUCCAUUCAUACCCAGACGUCAUGGCAGAAGUAGCACCAGCCCCGGCCACCCCGGCAAAAACGACCAAGAAGAAGGCAUCAAAGCCCGCGAAGAAGAGGGUCGGUCCCAGCAUCAGCGAGCUUAUCGUCAAGGCCGUGGCCGCGUCCAAGGAGCGCAAUGGCGUCUCUCUGGCCUCCCUCAAGAAAUCUCUGGUCGCCUCCGGCUACGACGUGGACAAGAACAGGUACCGCGUCAAGAUCGCCGUCGUCGGCUUGGUGAACAAAGGUACCCUCGUUCAAACCAAGGGCACCGGCGCCUCUGGCUCCUUUAAGAUGAACAAAAAGGCCGAGGGGAAGACAAAGGCGCCCGCCAAGGCUUCAAAGAAGACCCCCACGAAAGCUAAGAAGCCUGCCAAGAAGGCAACUCCGAGCAAGAAGCCCAAAACAACCCCAGCCAAGAAGGCGGCCGCGAAGAAAUCACCGAAGAAACCCGCCAAGGCCUCGACGCCCAAGAAAGCGGCCAAGAAGCCCACCAAAAGCCCAAAGAAAGCGACGGCGUCUAAAAAAGCCCCCGCGGCCAAGAAGACCCCCGCCGCCAAGAAGAGCCCCGCUAAGAAGGUGGCCAAGCCCAAAAGUGUCAAAAAGGCAGCACCCAAAAAGAAGUGAUUUUACACUUGUACUCACAAAAGGCUCUUUUAAGAGCCACCCCACCACCUUUAAAGAGCAAACAUUCUUUCACGAGUUGCAUUUGGAUAGAUACGUCAUAACUAAAACUCGUGUUUAAAAGGAUCACACAAUCGUGAAAGGGAUAAAUUCCCAUUUUCAUUUCAGACUGACAUCUUGUUGUGACACCAGUAGUCGCUAGGUGGUGCAAGUGUUCCAUUUACAUACACGACUGUUUUAUCGCAAGUGGAAAAAGGCGUCAUCUUUAUGGGACCCCGGACAUGCAGAGUGUAAUGUACGUCAAUGUAUCUUGCACACGCACGAGUCUUUCAGAA
This is a messenger RNA of Hippocampus comes (tiger tail seahorse), 1842 nucleotides long. Its product is annotated as histone H1-like. NCBI's taxonomy places the organism in Eukaryota, Metazoa, Chordata, Actinopteri, Syngnathiformes, Syngnathidae. Bases 827 to 1510 code for a protein of 227 amino acids. Gene Ontology annotation, cellular component: nucleosome. Gene Ontology annotation, biological process: nucleosome assembly. The transcript has a single exon. The record is from RefSeq and is a predicted model, not a curated record. Gene Ontology annotation, molecular function: DNA binding; structural constituent of chromatin.